UAACUUCCGCUUUGUCUUCAGAGUGGCAUCUUGGGACAUGUAGUGUUUGAGGAAACAUAUAAAUACAAAGAGCGCCUCCUUCAACUUCCUCUUUACUGUGCGAGCCUGAGCGACACAGGCAAAAAAAAGCCACCAUGCCCGUUGCAAGGAGUUGGGUGUGUAGUAAGACUUAUGUCACCCCUCGUCGCCCCUUCGAGAAGUCUCGUCUCGACCAGGAGUUGAAACUCAUUGGCGAGUAUGGACUCAGGAACAAGCGUGAGGUGUGGAGGGUGAAGUUCACUCUGGCUAAGAUCCGCAAAGCUGCCAGAGAGCUGCUCACGUUGGAUGAGAAAGACUCCCGGCGUCUGUUUGAAGGAAAUGCUUUGCUCAGGCGUCUGGUGAGGAUCGGUGUGCUGGAUGAGGGAAAGAUGAAGCUUGAUUACAUCCUGGGUCUGAAGGUUGAGGAUUUCUUGGAAAGAAGGCUGCAGACACAGGUCUUCAAGCUUGGGCUUGCCAAGAGCAUUCACCACGCCCGCGUUCUCAUCCGCCAGAGGCACAUCCGUGUCCGCAAGCAAGUGGUGAAUAUCCCCUCCUUUGUGGUUCGUCUGGACAGCCAGAAGCACAUCGACUUCUCCCUGAGGUCUCCGUACGGCGGCGGACGUCCAGGCCGUGUCAAGAGAAAGAACGCCAAGAAGGGCCAGGGUGGAGCUGGAGGAGCUGACGACGAGGAAGAAGAUUAAAAAGGAUGUUUUUUGGAGCAUUGUCAAACCUCCAUGUUCAAAUCUUCAAUAAAAAAUGUUUGACCAAAAAGAAACGAA
This is a messenger RNA of Oryzias melastigma (Indian medaka), 797 nucleotides long. It is a transcript of the gene rps9, whose product is annotated as ribosomal protein S9. Lineage: Eukaryota; Metazoa; Chordata; Actinopteri; Beloniformes; Adrianichthyidae. The record is from RefSeq and is a predicted model, not a curated record. Bases 135 to 719 code for a protein of 194 amino acids. Gene Ontology annotation, molecular function: structural constituent of ribosome; rRNA binding. The transcript has 5 exons. Gene Ontology annotation, cellular component: cytosolic small ribosomal subunit. Gene Ontology annotation, biological process: translation; positive regulation of translational fidelity.